AUGCUCUUCUUCAGAUCCUUGAUUACUGUUGGCCCGGUGUUCCUUGCUUGUCUUGUAUCACAGGGAGAGGCGGUGACCAGCAUUGACCCAGAAGCAGCCAGGAAAGCAGAGGAAGAAGCGGAGGAGAGGCGACUGGCGGAGAUCAGGUCCCAUGGAACCAUGAUCACGCCACAGACCUUUGCAGAGUGGAAGGCGCGGUUUGAGGCAGAGAUGGCCCUCAGCAAGACCAAGCUGACAGGAGAGGGCGGUGAGAAAAAGGACAAGGGUCUGACUGGGAAGCAGUUCUUUAGGCAACUAGAAGCCAACAAUGAGCAGGAGGUUGAAGAAGAUCUUGAAAGUGAUCUUGAAAGUGAUGAAGAUGAUGAGUACUUCCCUGGAGGCGAAGACAAGGAAGAUGAGGAGGAAGAAGAAGACGAUGAUGACGACUUCCUAGACGACUAUCUUGCAAAUAAGGGGAAGUGA
Molecule: messenger RNA, 462 nt
Organism: Coccomyxa subellipsoidea C-169
Lineage: Eukaryota; Viridiplantae; Chlorophyta; Trebouxiophyceae; Coccomyxaceae
Exons: 4
Coding region: 1-462 (153 amino acids)
Biological process (GO): cytoplasmic translation
Source: RefSeq, a predicted model, not a curated record